Messenger RNA from Mytilinidion resinicola, 976 nucleotides. RefSeq lists its product as uncharacterized. Lineage: Eukaryota; Fungi; Ascomycota; Dothideomycetes; Mytilinidiales; Mytilinidiaceae. The coding region runs from base 1 to 903 and encodes 300 amino acids. The record is from RefSeq and is a predicted model, not a curated record. The transcript is spliced from 2 exons.
AUGGGCUAUAUCAAGAUCCCUAGCUGCUCCACACAAGAGCAGUCAGCCGGUUUUGCAUCCAACAUCUGGGCUCGCCUGAAUAUGGACCCAAAGGACCAAUCUACCUGGACAAAGGAACGCAUUCACAUGCCAACGCACCAGUCAGUACUGGUAGCAGACUUCGCGCCUAAAGCAUGGAACGCAAUAUGUGAUCUCCUCGGCGGAACGUCGCGUAUCAAUACAGCCGCAUCUUCGAACUGGCGCGACAGCUUCAUUGUGAAUCUCGGCACGCCCUCCACUCUGAACAAACCAGCCACCCCACGCCAACUUUACGACUGGCACAUCGAUGGCGAUUUCUUCAUUCACUACCUUGACUCUCCCGAACAGGCUCUCCUCGUUAUCCCGCUCUUCUCCGGCAUCGCUCCCAACGGAGGUGGGACGUUCAUCUGUCCUCCCGCCAUUUCUACCGCUGCUCAACACCUAUACGAAAACCCAGCUGGGGUAAGCCCACGGAUGGUGCAGCGUCCAAAAUCGCCAGCGGAUGGAGAUACGUGGAUCUUCACGCUGAGUGAUUGGUUCAAUCCUGCGGUCCGGUCAUUCCCACCCUCUGCGUUUGUGGAAGUCACUGGACAGAUUGGGGACGUGUAUCUCUUGCAUCCGCUGAUGCUGCAUUCGGCGAGUAAGAAUGCGACCAGGGUGCCGCGGAUUAUUACGAAUCCGCCGGUGAGCUUGCGAGAGCCGUUUUGCUUUGAUAGGAGGGAAGAGGAUGAGUUUAGUCUUGUGGAGAGGAAGACGUUGAAGGCAUUGGGGAGGGAGAGGUUGGAAGGAUGGCAAAUUCGGGGGAGUAGGGAACGAAUUGUGCCAGAGAGGACGAAUAUAUUGGAGAGGAUGAGGAAGGAGGAGGCGGAGAGGUUGGGGAAUUGAAGAGUUUGGGAGUAUAACGAGUAAUGAUUGAAUAUAAGUGCUUUAUGGGACUUGUUCGCUUUAUUUAUAUUCU